Paramuricea clavata is the source of this 1397-nucleotide messenger RNA. NCBI's taxonomy places the organism in Eukaryota, Metazoa, Cnidaria, Anthozoa, Malacalcyonacea, Plexauridae. The record is from the annotation of a GenBank genome assembly.
AUGGCAACAGCGACGCGUACGAGUGUAGCACUUCCCGAGAUCUUUUCAGACGGCGAUAUGGUUCUGUGGCUACGAAAAUUUGAGCUUUGUGCGAAGGCGAACGAUUGGAAAGAUACGGAUAUGUUAAAAAGGCUGCCAACUCUGUUGCUUGGCAAAGCUUUUGCGAUUUUCGAGCGUCUUGCGGCGGAGACGAAAGAAGAUUUUAAAGUACUAACGAAAGCGCUAACGGAGGCUUUUGGUGGUGAUGAGAACGGCAAAUAUCUCGCGAUGAUGGCAUUUCGCAGCUGAAUGAGAAAGCCAGACGAAGACAUCCAAGUAUUCGCCUACAAUUUAGAAACGCUAUUAAGACGCGCGAUGCCAAACAUCUAGAAGGGCGACAGAGAAACACUUCUCAAGCAACAAUUUGUCGAAGGAGUGUUUAUAGAACUAAAGAGACAAUUAUUACAACGACCGACCCUCGCGUACGAGGAGACAGUUACGGCGGGGCAACAGCUGGAUUUAGCGGGUCAGAUUUCAUCGAGUCAAUCGGUUAACGAAGUGAAUACGAGCGGUGGCACGAAUCAAACGGUAGUAGAGUCGCCCUUGGCUAUGCAAUUGAUGCAAAGUGUAGAUAUUCUUACGAGGAAGGUUAGUGAAUUAUUUCAAUCUGUUGCUAACGUAAACGCAGCGUCUGUGCGAAAUUCCCCCGCGGAGCGCCGGGGCCCUUGUUAUCAAUGUGGGCGAAUGGGUCACAUCGCCAGCGAAUGUAGGAGUACGUCCGGGAACGGGCGACGAAAGAAUUAUCGACAGCGCCAAACUGAAAAUUACUGCUUUGUUUGUGGACAGAUGGGACAUUUCGCGCGGGAAUGCCAGUUUCGAUUCCAGUCCUCCAUUAAUAGCCAACCACGUCAGGGAAAUGACCAGGGGCCGACCCGUUUCUAGGCCGGGGGUCAGCCCAGGAUAAUGCGGCCUUGCCCAUAAACUGUGUUCAGCCCACGGCAGUCUUCGUAAAGGCACGAUUGGGCGACCAUGAGCGAAAAUGUUUAGUGGACACAGGUGCAACGGUGUCGUUAGUCAGCAGAGAAUUUAUUAGUGGACCCUUAAAGCCAUGUUCUUUGAGGGCAAGAGGGAUUGGCGGGGAGGACCUACAUGUGUUGGAAUCAACGGACUUGCAUGUUUGCCUUGGAAUGUCGAAGGUCUCCCAUCAGUUUCUGGUCGUGGGUAUGAGAAACACUUGCAUUUUGGGUGCCGAUUUCUUAAAAUCGGGGGGAAUGGUUGUGGACAUAGCGAACUCGAAGCUUUCGUGGAAGACAGGGGAAGCAGAAUUAAUGGUUGAGACAACUUCCCCAACUGUGAACAAGCUAAGUGUUCUGCUCGAAAGUUAUUCAGACAUUUUUGUAAACGGGCCGAGCGAUUGA